AUGCGCGCGAAACCGAGCGCGGAAAGCGGGCGCGGGCGCGUUGGCUGUCGGCUAGGCUAUUUCGCAAGACCACCAUCUAAUGUGAACCUAUUAACCUCUCCGAGCGAGGCUCAGGCGCAGCCGAGGCGGAUGAGGCGUCGCGGCGAACUCAUUAGACACAAGGCUGCGCCGAACCGCCGAGCGGACGGUGUGCUCCACGGGGACGCGACACAGAAAAAGAAAAUCGAACGAAAAAAUAAAAAAAAG
This is a messenger RNA of Iphiclides podalirius (scarce swallowtail), 246 nucleotides long. The record is from the annotation of a GenBank genome assembly. Lineage: Eukaryota; Metazoa; Arthropoda; Insecta; Lepidoptera; Papilionidae.